CCAAGGAUAAAAUAAAUGGAAAUACAAUUGCUGGUAUCAGUUACCUCCAGCAAUCAUAAUUCGCUACUUCCAAAUCUCAGAGUGAUGUCUCUGAUUUCAUCCCUGUUCUUGAGGCCGGGCAUGCUAUUGCCAAGACGCUACUCCGCCAGAGCUCCGUGGUUGCUCCGUUCCUCAAGCUAGUUUCAAGGCCGCCUCCCUCCCUAAUCCGGGGAAUACUGUGCCUCUCUGUCUCACGGAACUCCCGACAAGAGUACACAAUGAUUCUGCGACCGACUACGAGGAGGAUUGGCUACUGCUUCCUCUUCUUUCUUUUCGCGACUUAUAUCCAGCAGUCGUCUGCCUCGUUAGGGGACCACCUCCCUGACUUUAGAUCGUGUGUCAAGAUAUGCCAAAGUGAAAACUGUCAAGAUGGGGACUCCGCAAUACCGUUCCUUCUACGCCUAAUGCUCUGGUCAUGUCCCGCGGAAUGCGACUAUACUUGUCAACAUGUCGUGACAGAUAGACGAGUUGCGCGCGAUCCACCGAUGCUUAGCCCUGUGGUUCAGUUUCAUGGGAAAUGGCCAUUUCGAAGAGUCCUUGGGAUGCAAGAGUUGUUUUCGGUUAUCUUCUCGGGACUCAAUUUCCUUGCACAUUGGCAUGGAAUGUCUCGAUUGCGUGAAACGACUCCCUCAUGGCACCCUUUACAAAAAUACUACAUCGCGUUUGGAUACAGCGGCUUGGCGGCAUGGACUUUCAGCAUGAUCUUUCACGCCCGAGACUUCCCCCUGACUGAGAAGUUAGACUACUAUGGGGCCGGCGCCAGCGUACUGUAUGGGUUAUACCUCGCUACUCUACGAAUCUUCCGCUUGGACUUGGAGGAACCGAGACACAAGCCGACGCUGCGACGGCUUUGGACGGCGAUAUGCGUCUUACUCUACGCCAUACAUGUCUGCUAUCUCAGCUUCUGGUCAUGGGACUACACGUACAAUAUGAUUGCGAACAUCGUUGUUGGCAUGAUCCAGAACACGCUGUGGAUCGGUUUUAGCGUUGUCCGAUACCAAAAGACUGGGAAGUCCUGGACACUUUGGCCAGCGUUUAUUGUGGUUUGGAUUAUCCUAGCCAUGAGCCUCGAACUCCUAGACUUCCCGCCGUGGCAUGCCCUGAUCGAUGCCCAUAGCCUGUGGCAUUUGGGAACCGUUAUCCCAUGUGCUUGGUGGUACCUGUGAGUUUAUUCCGUUCAAGGUAGAUGGCUCGGAGCGAGACGUGCUAAUCACCCUGGCAGGUAUCUCAUUAAAGAUAUCCAAGAUGACAUGGCUGGAGAAAGGUUGAAAGCUUAAAAUAGCUGGAUAAGUCAC
This is a messenger RNA of Aspergillus versicolor CBS 583.65, 1334 nucleotides long. Its product is annotated as PGAP3/PER1 family protein. Gene Ontology annotation, molecular function: hydrolase activity, acting on ester bonds. The record is from RefSeq and is a predicted model, not a curated record. The coding region runs from base 258 to 1205 and encodes 315 amino acids. Gene Ontology annotation, biological process: GPI anchor biosynthetic process. NCBI's taxonomy places the organism in Eukaryota, Fungi, Ascomycota, Eurotiomycetes, Eurotiales, Aspergillaceae. Gene Ontology annotation, cellular component: endoplasmic reticulum membrane. The transcript has 3 exons.